GGGCUUCAGGUGGAGUGCGAGAGUGGGAGAGGGCGGCUGCCCACAAAGCAGGAAAAGCUUCCCCCCUCCCCCCUCCCCCAUCCCUCUCCAUUCCAUUCCAUUCCCUUCCCUCCCCUCCCGCACAAUCUGCGUGCCGAUCGAUGGUGGAUCGAUCGCCCGUCUUUGCGGGCAAUCUCUCGCUCUGCUGCUGAACUUCGGAGCUCUUCCAUUCUUUUUUAAGAUUUCAAGGUGGGCUUUCGUACGGGCCAGGAUAAUGCUGAUGUCGCUUGCGUACCUCGCUGAGGGCACAGGGUACGACUCGGGUCGCUCGGCCGACCCCCAAAUGACCGGGAAAGCUCCGAUCGAACUUAUCUGUUCCAUGGCUGGAUUUUUGGAGCCCUCCCUCUCCCUCUCUCUCUCUCUCUCUCUCUCUCUUCUUUGGGCUGGGCUGCUGCUGUGCCAGACCCAGCUCUCGCGUGAUGCAACGCGUACGCGAUGGAUGCACUCUGAAUCACAAUAACCGACUGUUGUUGUUGUUGUAGGCCCGAUGCCCAACUGUUGUGCUGGUGCUGGCGAGACGGAAGGUUCUCAGAUUGUUUGACAGUUUCUCGUGCAGUGGGUAGCGCCCAUUUGUCAUUCUCGAACGUCUCCCAGCGGCGGAUCAGACAUCCAGCAUUUUCAUGAUGCAGUUAGUUAAUUCUCUGAUAAACCCCGACCCUCCCUCGCUUAGGCUCAUCUGAUCUGGCACGGACUCUCAGACAAGAGUUAGAACUGACCUCCUUCCGCCAAAAAGGCAUCGAAUUCGGAGCAUAUGGCACCAGGCAGCAGAUAGAGUCGAUCAUGCGGCUUCCGAUCCACUCGGAAGCAGAUGAAGGAGAUGAAGUCAUGAAUCUUCUGCGCAGGUUCAGCACAGCUCAGCGGGGCUGGAAUCGCGACAAGUGGGCAGUGCAAGCACGCACACAGUGGUCCCUUUCUUCUCCCUCGCUCCCUCGGUCCCUCCCCGAGCUCACAUUUUCGCCUCGCGGGUGCUCAUUGACCAUCGGCCCGAUUCCUUUUUCGCCGGGAGGGUUCAGGCUGAACGAGGGCUGCAUUGAAUCUGUAUAAUUAAUUGAUGGACGAGCAGCAGUGGGUGGGGGCCCGACUCGGGGUCGAUGUCAAGAGGGCAUGCGCACCUCUCGUCGUCGACCUACACCAUGGCGAAAUCGAAGAUGGGCCCGGCCCUUUGAGGCGAAGGCAUCACGGCUGGAUAUGGUCAACGGACACACACAGAGAAAUAUUUGCCCCGAUGUCCACGGAGUCGAAUGUGCGCCCGGCCAGAGCUGAGCACUUUCUGCACGGCGACAGGCAGGGCCCCGUGCCUGCGACUUUUUGACGGGCCGAGCUUCGCCCCCACCGGCGCUUCGUCUGCGCGGCCCAUCGGCAGCUCACCUGCAAACGACGCCUGCUUGUCCAUUUCAACCCUCACGGCCAGAGAACAAUGCCAGACCCGAGCGCCGAGUGUGCGGAAUCCCCCAAAUCCCAAAAGCAGCAGCAGCAGCAGCAGCAGCGACCGACUUUUGACAGGAUCAUCCUUCUCCAUGGCCGCGCUUGCCCCCCGAGCCCGUGCCCGACCAUUCAAUUCGACCUCACCAGAAAAGAUCAUGCGCGCGAGUAGGAAUCGAUCGAUGCCCGACGGGGACAGUUCGCGAGCUCGACUCGCCGAUCCACCCAACUGGCCCCCGUCCGAGUCAACGAUUCGCCAUCGCAGCCGAGACGGGGUCAACUCUCUGACGCAGGCCCGCGUGCGAGCGAGAUUGAGUCCCCAACGUCUACUCAGGUCUCUCCCCAACUGCGCAGCGCGAGCGAAGGGAGGAAAGAAAGUCGCAGAUCCGGCGAACCGCUGUUCGGGGGGGGACAAGGGCCGUUGUCGUGCACGGAACGAAUUUCUCGGCCGGAUCUCGAAAGCGACGAGGGCGAGGGAUGAAUGCGCAGCGAAUGCGCGUUGCCCCUCGCCCCGAAGAACAGACGUCGAGAAAGAUGUCCGACUAGCGGUAGACUUUGCGUACAGCUUCGCGACGGAGAACGAACUUGUCUGGAAUAUCAGGAAAUUAGAGAGCGCCAUUCGGAUGAUUCGAUGCGGUAGGAUUCAGGGUUUUACGACCCGCGUUGCUCGAUGCCCUCUGGCAUAUGCCUUCGUUGUGUCAACCCACCUUCGUACAUGUUUCUUCGAUUCAUCAUCCUGUUUUUAUUGAAUGGACGACAAAUGUCAUCGAGAGAAAAGCCGGGAGUACAUUUCACGCCAGAUCACACCGAACCUCCCGAGAAUGUGACAUCUCUCCAAUGUACUCUCUGUUCAGAUGAAAGUAGCUGACUCGAAAACGAGUCCGAGCUCUUUUGGUCCCCGGAGAGAAAGAAAAGGCGGAUCGAUCGACCGAUUUUUCCGUACCUCGACUGCCUGACUGCCUGCCUGCCAGCAGCAUGCAUCAAUGAAUUGACCUGAGCUGCUCCGUACUCGAGGUCUCUCGCAUUCCUUUCAGUUUACCGACUUGACCGCUCGUCGUCGUAAGCCAAGGGCCUUUUCACUUUCUCUCACGAAAUUCGGCGCACUUCGAGUCCAAAGUCGUUAAUCGCCCGCACGAUGAUGGAAAUUCUCGACGUCCUUUCUGCUUCGACAGUUGGACGGUUGGAUUUGCCAGUGACGAAUUUGCGGCCCAUUCCUGCUGUGAAGUCAAAGCAGCGACGACGACGAAGACGACGACGAUCGUGCAAAAGUGCUCGCAUCCUCACGAGCGACGUGAUCUUUGCCCACAACCAAUCUCCCCUUUGCUUUUCCCGAUAUUGCGAACAGAGUUAAAAAUUCAAUGAAUGAAUCCGGGCGCAGCGAUCCUUAUCGGCAACUAGUUCACUUCACGUCAACAUCGAUCGACGCAC
This is a messenger RNA of Marchantia polymorpha subsp. ruderalis, 2889 nucleotides long. The record is from the annotation of a GenBank genome assembly. NCBI's taxonomy places the organism in Eukaryota, Viridiplantae, Streptophyta, Marchantiopsida, Marchantiales, Marchantiaceae.